Messenger RNA from Aspergillus nidulans FGSC A4, 93 nucleotides. RefSeq lists its product as uncharacterized. The record is from RefSeq and is a predicted model, not a curated record. Lineage: Eukaryota; Fungi; Ascomycota; Eurotiomycetes; Eurotiales; Aspergillaceae. The transcript has 2 exons. Bases 1 to 93 code for a protein of 30 amino acids.
AUGGCUAACUUCUACAUCGCUAUGGCCUUCUUGGCCCUCAUUUCUGGGUUCCCGUACUGGGAGUGGAUUCGGACCAACCUCUUCGAUCGCUGA